UUCUGCGCGCGCGCACGCACACACGCGCGCGCGCACACACACACUCACACACGCACACACACUUGCCCAGAGACAAACUUAAGGUGAGGGGAAGGAGCGCUAGCUUCAGUUGAUCUCCAGGCUCCAACUUCAGAAGGACUUGAGAGCAUCUGAACUUCUGGAUUUUAGGACAAGUGAAGAAGAUUCUUUGGGCUAAAAAGAUGAAGAGUCUACUUCUUCUGGUGCUGAUUUCAAUCUGCUGGGCUGAUCAUCAUUCAGACAACUAUACUCUAGAUCACGACAGAGUUAUUCACAUCCAAGCAGAAAAUGGCCCCCGUCUCCUCGUGGAAGCAGAACAAGCCAAGGUGUUCUCACAUAGAGGUGGCAAUGUUACACUGCCAUGUAAAUUUUACCGAGACCCUACUGCGUUAGCCUCAGGAACCCACAAAAUCCGAAUUAAGUGGACCAAGCUAACUUCAGAUUACCUCAAGGAAGUGGACGUUUUUGUUUCCAUGGGAUACCACAAGAAAACCUAUGGAGGCUACCAGGGCAGAGUGUUUCUGAAAGGAGGCAGUGACAACGAUGCUUCUCUGGUGAUCACAGAACUUACCCUGGAGGACUAUGGGAGAUAUAAGUGUGAGGUGAUUGAAGGAUUAGAAGAUGACACCGCUGUGGUAGCGUUAGAUUUACAAGGUGUGGUAUUCCCUUAUUUUCCACGACUCGGGCGCUACAAUCUCAAUUUUCAUGAGGCACAGCAAGCUUGUCUGGACCAGGAUGCUGUAAUUGCCUCCUUCGACCAACUGUACGAUGCCUGGCGGAGUGGGCUGGACUGGUGCAACGCUGGCUGGCUCAGUGAUGGGUCUGUGCAGUAUCCCAUCACGAAACCAAGAGAGCCCUGCGGAGGCCAGAACACAGUGCCUGGUGUCAGGAACUACGGGUUUUGGGACAAAGAUAAAAGCAGAUACGAUGUUUUCUGUUUUACAUCCAACUUCAAUGGCCGCUUCUACUACCUGAUCCACCCCACCAAGCUGACCUACGACGAAGCGGUGCAGGCCUGUCUCAGUGAUGGUGCUCAGAUCGCCAAAGUGGGCCAGAUAUUCGCUGCCUGGAAACUCCUGGGAUACGACCGCUGCGAUGCAGGCUGGUUGGCAGACGGCAGUGUCCGCUACCCCAUCUCCAGGCCAAGAAGGCGCUGCAGUCCCACCGAGGCAGCCGUGCGCUUCAUGGGCUUCCCAGACAAAAAGCAUAAGCUGUACGGUGUCUACUGCUUCAGAGCAUACAAUUGAGCGUGCCCCCCGAGCGCGGCGGGUUUAGUCAUUAAGAACAUGUGAAAGGUUUUUUUUUCCAAUAUGAACUCAUGCAAGUUACCAAAACUGUGAUAACCCUUUUUUACUUACUGUAAAGAGUCAUUUUCAUAAAGAUCAAUUCAUUAA
Molecule: messenger RNA, 1412 nt
Organism: Camelus dromedarius (Arabian camel)
Lineage: Eukaryota; Metazoa; Chordata; Mammalia; Artiodactyla; Camelidae
Gene: HAPLN1
Product: hyaluronan and proteoglycan link protein 1
Exons: 5
Coding region: 201-1265 (354 amino acids)
Biological process (GO): skeletal system development; positive regulation of neuroblast proliferation; cell adhesion
Cellular component (GO): perineuronal net; synapse
Molecular function (GO): hyaluronic acid binding
Source: RefSeq, a predicted model, not a curated record